Messenger RNA from Scomber japonicus (chub mackerel), 6106 nucleotides. RefSeq names its product DnaJ (Hsp40) homolog, subfamily C, member 6 (gene dnajc6). NCBI's taxonomy places the organism in Eukaryota, Metazoa, Chordata, Actinopteri, Scombriformes, Scombridae. The transcript has 18 exons. Gene Ontology annotation, molecular function: clathrin binding. Gene Ontology annotation, biological process: synaptic vesicle uncoating; clathrin-dependent endocytosis. Gene Ontology annotation, cellular component: postsynaptic density; cytoplasm; vesicle. Bases 166 to 3075 code for a protein of 969 amino acids. The record is from RefSeq and is a predicted model, not a curated record.
UCAGAAAACAGAGGAGAGCGGGGUCGUCCUCUCCUCCUCGGACAUGUGGUGUGCUCAGCAGCAGUUGUAGCAGCAAGAGGUGGUGGCGGCGACGGCGCGACGUAGCCUUCCACGUCUUUGGGGCUUCUUUUGUCUUUUAAUUUACUCUUUUUGCGUCCUUCGGUUAUGAGCUUGCUGGGGGCCUACAAGAAAAAGACCAGUUACGAUGGCUAUGAAUCUUUGCAGUUGGUCGAUAGCGGUGGAGACAGCUUCAGUGUCGGCAGAGGGAGCAGCGGGAGCAGCGCACUCGGAGGCUCCAUAGCGGCCACACUUGGACCGAAGGCAGGCCCGCUGAGAGAGGAAGACUGCAGCACCAUGGACAGCUCAGGUCCCUUGUCUCCAGAUAUGGACGCCAACUAUGGCGGAGGACUGUUGGAUAUGGUGAAGGGAGGAGCCGGCAAGUUCUUCAGCAACUUCAAAGACAACCUGAAGGAUACGCUGAAAGACACCUCCACCAAGGUCAUGCAUCAAGUUGCCACGUACACUAAAGGGGAGCUGGACAUUGCCUACAUCACAUCACGGAUUAUAGUGAUGACAUACCCAGCAGAGUCAGUGCAGAUUGGCUACCAGAACCAUGUAGAGGACAUCCGAUCCUUCCUUGAUAGCCGCCAUGCCGACCACUACACUGUCUUCAACCUAUCACAGCGCAACUACCGCGGCGCCAAAUUCUCCAACAGGGUUUCAGAGUGUAACUGGCCCUCUCGCCAGGCUCCCAGCCUCCACAACCUGUUUGCUGUGUGCAAGAACAUGCACAAUUGGCUCAAACAGAAUCCCAAGAAUGUGUGUGUCAUCACCUGCUCGGAUGGUCGUGCUCCUUCGGGUGUUUUGGUUUGUGCCAUGUUCUGCUUCUGCCACCUAUUCAACAACCCAGUUCCUGCUAUGCAGCUGCUCAGCGCCAAGAGACCAGGUUCUGGCCUCUGGCCCUCACAUCGCAGGUACAUAGGCUAUGUGUGUAGCAUGGUAUCAGAGAAGCCCAGUCUACCCCACUCCAAGCCCUUGAUGAUCAAGGCCCUCACUAUGAGUCCGGUUCCCUUCUUCAACAAGCAACGUACCGGCUGUCGGCCCUUCUGCGACGUCCUCAUCGGAGAGACCAAAAUCUUCACCACUUCACAGGAGUAUGAGAGGAUGAGAGAGCACAGGGUUCAAGAGGGGAAGGUAGUUUUCCCUCUGGGUGUAAGCGUUCAAGGUGAUGUUGUAGUUUCUGUCUAUCACAUGAGGUCAACCAUUGGAGGACGUCUGCAGGCAAAGGUGUCCAACACCCAGAUCUUCCAGAUCCAGUUCCACACUGGCUUCAUUGCUCCUGGAACCACCAUGUUAAAGUUUAACAAACCAGAGCUGGAUGCAUGUGACUCUCCCGAGAAGUAUCCCCAGCUCUUCCAUGUGAUUUUUGACGUGGAGGUCGAAGGGGUGGACAAGCAGAAAGACCUGACGCCACCGUGGGAGCAGUUCCCCUGUAAAGACCUCAACCCCAGUGUGCUUUUCUCCUGCCACCAGGAACAUCAGGACGCGCUUGCUAUUGCUGAGCCAACCAGGCCCCAUGGAGGCCCAGAUGGUAAGGCCCAUGGUGAAGAAAGUGAGCCCUCAGAUGAUGAGAUGCUGUCUCUUUCCAGUCAGCGAAGCAGCACCAGUACAGCCCCCCAGAAACCCGACCCCCCUGGUCCAACACAUGCUGCCCAAGCACCCGCUGAGGAAGUGGAUCUUCUUGGACUUGAUGGAGGGACUCCAUGUCCCUCAUCUCAGCCUCUGAGUACUGCAGCUCCAACUACUGACCUCCUUGGGGACUUGUUUGGGGCUCCUCCCCAGCCAACCAGUGGGGCUUCAUCCACCCAGUCCACACCACACAAAGUAGCCCCCAGCACCGCCUCACCAUGUCCCUCUCCUGCCCCAGCGUUUGAUCCCUUUGGGGCGGGUCCCAUGCCUAAGCCUCAGGACAUGAUGGGCUCACUCCUUGGACCAGGUAACAUGGGGCAGCCAGACCCCUUCCUGCAUGCUACUCGCUCUCCAUCACCCACCAUGCAACCUACAAGCCUGGGUCGGAGUUCCCCCAUCCCGCCCACCACUCCAACUGUCAACAUUCAGCAACAAAAUGCCAUGGGAGGCUGGGACUGGAACAGGACCGCUACCACAAACACAGGAGCUGGAUUCGGUAUAGGCAGUCGAUCAGCCACUACCAGCCCCACAAGCUCGGUCAACAGCACCCCCACCCAUCAAACCAAGCCAAACACCCUGGACCCAUUCGCUGACAUAGGCAACCUGGGGGGAAGCUUUGGAGGGGGCUCUGGCUUCUCCAGCAAGCCCACCACUCCUACAGGAACAACCCCUUCAUUUCCUCCCAUGGGCUCCCCGUCGCGGCCUCCUCCAUCUCCCCAGCACACAGGAGGAUGGCAGCCCCAAACGGGAGCUGGCUUCCCCUCGUGGCAGCCUGGUGCUGGAGGUGGUGGAGGAUGGCAAUCCCAAGGACAAGGCCCUACCCCACAGCCAAAACCCAGCCCCAGCCACACCUCCAUGCCUCACACGUCGCCCCAGAAUCGACCCAACUAUAACGUCAGCUUCUCUGCAAUGGGAGGAGGCUCACCCAGUGCUGGAGUCAAAGCACAGAGUGCCAUGGGUACUAAGCCCAAGGCCUCGGCCGCCAACUUUGAUGACCUGCUCUCUGGUCAGGGCUUUUCAGGGACCAAAGAGAAGAAAGGGCCCAGGACUAUAGCAGAGAUGAGGAAGGAGGAGAUGGCCAAAGAGAUGGACCCUGAGAAAAUAAAGAUUCUGGACUGGAUCGAGGGGAAGGAGCGUAACAUCCGUGCCCUGCUGUCCACCAUGCAUACUGUGCUGUGGGAGGGAGAGACACGCUGGAAGCCUGUGGGCAUGGCUGACCUGGUUACUCCAGAACAGGUCAAGAAGGUCUACCGCAAAGCAGUCCUUGUCGUCCACCCAGAUAAGGCGACAGGACAACCCUAUGAACAAUAUGCCAAGAUGAUUUUCAUGGAGCUAAAUGACGCCUGGUCGGAAUUUGAAAGCCAAGGACAAAAACCCCUCUACUGAGGAAAGAGUGAUAGGAAGUGAGUGAUGAGAGUGAUGUCCCUGCAGAUUCUGUUAUCUAACCUGAAAUGUGUCACCACUCUGGUCAACAUACUACAGCCACAACCCACAACAUCUGCCUUUAUACCUGUGCUUUGACCCAUGCUUCUCUUCUCUUUGCGACACGCAAACACAAAACAUCCAGUUGGCUGCAGAACUACAGUGUCCAGACUAAACAGUGUAAGAAAAGACUCCCUGUACUGUAGCUCCAGUUUAUCUACCUACUCUUUGUGGUGCAACAUUGUCCUUCCUUGUCGAUUGUCCAUAGCCCUGAACCUACCCACCAAUCAAAGCAGAGUCACCGGGAUGUCUGACAAAACAGAGCAACUCUUGAUUCUCAGAUAGACAAUAAUCACACAAGAUAAGAUAGACAAACAAAUCAGUGAGUGAAAAUGAACAAGCUUUUUUCUUUCUUUUUUUUUUGCAGGCUGCUCAAAAAAAAUAAUUCAGAGCGCUAACUAGUCUGUAAGGCACAGCAAACAUUUAGCAACAAUCAAGUCAUUUUCAACACAUUCUCUUCAGGAAGUAGAUUUAACUAUGUACUGCAUGUGAAAAUUGAAAAUAUUGUGAUAUCUAAUCCAGUUUUGAAAUGAAACUACAAAAAAAGGAACUGCAUCAUAAAUGUAUAUUUUUCUCACUGAUUGAAGUGAAAUUGAACUUACACCAAACCUGUUUUUCUUCACAAAUUGGCUGUUUUGAAAUACAAAUGAGCAAUUAUCUGUCUAAUUUAGAAAGUUUCAUGAAAGUGCAAAAGGAUGAAAGCAGAGAACCUUUGUUGCUUUUGAGACUAAUACUGAAAAUGAAAAAAACUAAUUAAGAUUUUUGUGGGUCUCUACAAUAAAAACACAUGUUAGAAGGCUGCUAAAAAAUUUCCACUCCUGACUUAGUAUUAAUAUGGUGGACGAAACAUAGCGGUGAUAUCAUUGGUACGUCUGAUCUUAUCGAGUCGUGUUUUUCUGUGUUUGCUGCAAAUUGGACAUUGUAUAUUUUAGGAUUAGCACAUGUACAGAUCCAUACGUGAAGCACCUUGAGGCCUCAUGCAUUCUCGCUCAUACAGUAAGAUGUAUUUUUGCAUGAUCGCAACCGGGGGAGCUCAGUGAAAGCACAAACUGACUACUUUAAUCUGUGCAGCUUUGAAGGAAAGUCAUUGUUAUUUAUUUAUUCAUUCAUUUUUCUUCAUGUUCAUUUUUGAUUUGUGCAUCAGGGCUGCUCCAUUUGGGUUCAAACUAAAUGCACAUGUCCUUAUCUUGUGUUUUUAAAGCUGAAUAUUUUUUGGACCAUUUUCUUUCAUUCACCAACUGACUAACUGACAAACUAGCAAGGGGAGUACCUUGUCAGACCAUAUCACAGUUUUUGUCAGUAUAGCAUUUUAUAGACUUCACUAUUGUUUUCCAAACUACAGCAAUCACAUAACUGUGCUCAAACAUCAGUCCAACAAACUCCCUACGAUGCAAUAAGAGUCAUGAUUUGAUUUUGCAGACAUGGAUGAUUUUGUCAUAAGACGGCCUGUAAAUCAUGUCAAACUGAUGAGUGAAUGAAUGUGCUGUACUGUAUCUUAUAUGUUCAUAUUUUAAAUUCCUAAUUUCACUAAGAUUCUACAUAUCUGCUCUCACUAUCACAGUCAAAACUGGUUUAUUUGCAGCAGCUGCAAUAUUUUUUUCUUUUAUUACUUUAUAUCAUUUGUUUACCUUUGUGAGACAUUUCUGUCACAGCACUGACACUUUUAUUUAUAAUAAUCAUGCAGCUUUUGUCUGGACAGUUAAUACAGGUACUGUAUCAUAUCAAGUGUGAGGUACAGCACAUGUGGCUCAAUGUGUCAACCUUUUGUUAGGAGCUGUACAUGUUGCAGGUGCUGUUUCUAAUAGUUUGAAUCCAAUACAGAUGUGAACUUAAAUCUCUCCUCAUAUAAUUUCAUUAACAUACUGACUGAUGUGAUUGUUCCUCUGUAUAAUGUUCUCUCCCAUGCCUUUGGUACAUGUUUUAGGGAUAUUACCUCCUUGUGUAAAAGUUUUUUAAAACCCUGGGAUGAAGCCCAUGGGCCAAUGACAGAAAUAUAUAAGAAAACAGUAAAUAUAUAUGACUUAAUAUUAUCGUGAAGGAAAUUAAGCAAUUCUCAAUUUUUGAAAACACAAUUUGGUGGUUUGAGGUUCUCAAAAGAUACUAAUAUGAUUGUGACUCUAUACCAUUCUCAUCUUUCAGCUUUGUUUAUACAAACGUUCUACUGUAAAAUCCACUUAAAUGUUUACUGAUUAAAAAAUAAAAUGUGUCUUGAAUCAUUUUUAACGCACAAAUUGAGCAAAAUAUCUGCCUUUAUGUUUAAGUUCUUAACAUCAUUACUGUUUUCAUGCUUUCUGUGUGUUUUGGAGAUUGAGUUGAUGGAUAAGAUACUUAACCAUCAUAAUGUCCCUUUGUUGGAAUUCAUUUUUAUCCAUUAUUCUCACUUUGCUCAUCUACACUUAGGAUGUUGAGUGAAUACUGACCAGUGUAAAAAGAGUCUGACUGCUGUUUCUUAAACCGGUUUGGGACCCGAAAUGGAUCAGGGGACUCAAAUGUGGUGCUCACCAUAUCACUGGAGCCAGAUUAUGAAAUGGGUCCUUAAAAAAGACUCUGAGUAGAAAAUGCUGAAGAACUCCUACCAGACACAGGAAGUGUGUAAUAUGUGCUUCUGUGCUCUAUUUACACCGAGGACCUACAUGUGAAAUAACCCUCAUAAGCUCCCUCGCUGACUGAACUCUCUAUCUGCAAUCUUACAGCUAUAUUAAAAGCUAACCUCUAUAUUGUAGUCAAUGGAUGUGUGUUGUUUGAAGUUGUGGUAUGUAUGGAAAUGAUCUGAUUUGGAUACAGACUACUGUACGUUAUGUGUUUGCCUGUCUGCUGUUAAAGUAUUACUAAAAUGUGUACAAUUCUGUUCAUGUGUUCCUUUUCAGUUCUGUUUACUGUUACAGGAUGUACAUAAUGAUCAAGUGCAGUGCACAGAAAUAAAUAGUAAACAGAA